This is a messenger RNA of Eimeria tenella, 1070 nucleotides long. RefSeq lists its product as uncharacterized. Lineage: Eukaryota; Apicomplexa; Conoidasida; Eucoccidiorida; Eimeriidae. The transcript is spliced from 5 exons. The annotation marks the transcript as partial. The record is from RefSeq and is a predicted model, not a curated record.
GCCUCGAAGAGGCCCCCGAGAAGCUGUGCACUGAAGGCCACUACUGUCCCCAAGGGGCCAUCAGUCCCCGGCAAUGCCCCAUAGGGACUUUCAACGACAAAGAGGGCCAGGCCGGCCAAGAGGGCUGCCUCAAAUGUCCCCCCGGUGAGGCCCUGUCUCCAAACUGUCUCCUUUCAGCAGCAGCAGCAGCACCAGCGGCAGCGCCACCAGCAGCAGCAGCAGCAGCAGCAGGGCGCGCUGGGACGUACGUCCAGCGCUCUGGGGUGCACGCACAGCAGCAGCAGCAGCAGCAGCAGCAGCUGGUUGGAGUGUAUGUACACUGCGCAGGAAAGUACUGCGGAGACGCGGGCCUGGGGAGUCCCUCAGGAGACUGCCAAGAAGGGACUUGGUGUCUCUCGGGCUCUCAAAUCCCAGACGCUUCUCUCGCCUAUCUCCCCAGCGCUGCAGUCCUUUGCCCAGCCGGAUACACUUGCCCGCAAGGCGCGAUUGUCCCCACGCCCUGCCCCGUGGGGACCUUCAAAGAAGACAAGGGGGCCCCCCCCUGCCAGCCCUGCCCCGGGGGGGCCUUUUGUGCCCACGAGGCCCUCACUGCAGCAGCAGCAGAUGGGCCCUGCUUCCCAGGGUACUACUGCAAGGGGGCCUCCACCUCGGGGGCCCCCUCAGACCCAGCCCAGGGGGGCCUCUGUCCCGAGCACAAGUACUGCCCCGCAGGCUCUUCGGCACCCCUCGACUGCCCCAACGGGACCUUCAACAACUCGCAAGGAAUGAGUUCGUGUCCGCCGUGCGCAGCAGGCUACGUGUGCAGCAACCAGAGCGUGCAGGAGUGUCCCCAGGGGGGCUACUGUCCCCCCGGGCAGUGGGAGGAGACAGUUUGUGCUGCAGGGACUGUGGGGCUAGCAGCAGGGCUGCAGCAGCAGCAGCAGUGCGCAGAGUGCCCCGCAGGCAAAGUCUGCAGCAGCGGCGCUGUCUCCGGAGACUGUCCCCAGGGGGGCCGUGUCCGCUGGGCAUGUACUGCCCAGCGGGCACUCCAGUGCCGCUGCGCUGCAGCGCGGGAACAGCAACAGGAAUAG